Molecule: messenger RNA, 4229 nt
Organism: Hirundo rustica (Barn swallow)
Lineage: Eukaryota; Metazoa; Chordata; Aves; Passeriformes; Hirundinidae
Gene: TMEM132A
Product: transmembrane protein 132A
Exons: 11
Coding region: 316-3735 (1139 amino acids)
Source: RefSeq, a predicted model, not a curated record
UCCGCUGGGAUCUCCAGGAGGGAAUCUCCUCCCAAUGCCCACGGGAACCCGCCGCCCGAGGGACUGGCUCCCCUUCCCCCUGGAUCCCGGGAUCUGCCUCGCCUCUCCCCGCACACCUGAUCGCCUAGGUGGGAUCAAUUUCCCGGCCGUGAGGAAGGAUCCUACCCUACCCGGGCAGGACCUGCUCCCUGAGAUGAGGCAGCCCUUUGAUCAGGGCACCAUGAGCCUGGAUCCCACCCUGCAGGACGCGGUUCCGACCCCCUCCCCGGUGGGGAAUGCAUUCCCACAGGGAGCGGCCGGGGCCGGGGGAACCGAAUGGACCCCCCCAGUCCUGAUGCAAGGGAUAGGAUAACCCCGGGAUGGGGCAUCCAUGGCAGGGGUGACCUCAGAAUGCGGUGGCCCAGGCAAAGGGGUCACCCUGCGUGCUGCCACAAAGUGAGGGGUGACGGAGAGCCCCCGGAUCCCGUGUUCCUGCCAGUGGAGCUGGAGGUCCUCGGGGUGCCCGAGUCCUACCGCCUGCAGAGGGUGGAUCAGGACGUGGCCCCCAACUCUUCCCUGCACACCCGCUCCGAGACAUUCCUGCUGCUUCGCGCUGGAUCCCAGCCCCUGGUCCAGGCCACCUACCCCCCAUUCAGCAUCCGCCAGGAGGUGCCCAUGGAGAGCCCCCCCGGCUCAGCGGCUUGGGCCAUCCGCGCCGUGCCCCUGGAGAGCUCUGUGUCCCACGCCGAGCCCGUGGCCCGUGUGCUCUUCCAUCUGCAUGGGCCUGACUGGAUGCCUGGGAAGCGGGAUCACGCCGGGACCCAGGAUCACCCCAAGGACUGGGACCACCCUGGGGGUCAGGGUCACCCCAGGGACUGGGAUCACCCCGGGGAGCAGGACCACCCCGAGCAGCGGGACCACCGUGCAGUCCGGGAUCGCCCCAAAGACCGGCACCACCCUGGGAUUCAUGAUCACCCCAAGAACUGGGAUCACCCCAAGGACCAGGACCACCAUGAGCAGCGGGACCACCCUGGGAACUGGGAUUCCUCAAGGGAUUGGGAUCCCUCCGGAGCUCGGGAUCUCCCCUGUGUCACCCUCCAGGCUCACCACCGGGGGCGGGUGGCCCGGGGGACAUGUCGCCUGCAGGCCCCGCUGGGCGUGUGCGUGGUGGAGCUGGAGAUCCCUCCACGCUGGUUCUCCCCGGGAUCCCUCCAUUCCCACCGGAGCCGCCGGCGGGAUUCCAACCCCUUGGAGCCUCUGGAGCGGCCAGAACCGGCCGAGCUGCACUACAGCGUGGGGGAGUGCGGGGCUCGGGAGCAGGAGGCUCCCAGAUUCCUGGGAAUGCUGGAGCUGCGGGCAGGAGAGCCGGAGCGGCAGCAGGAGGUGCGGCUGGACGACAAGGUGCUGCUGCGUGUCCCCAACGUCCCCCUGCGGCCCGGGCAGCGCUUCACGGCCACCAUCGCCCUGCGCCACAACUUCACCGCCGACAGCCUGACCCUGAGGAUCAAGGCCAAGAAGGGCCUGCAGGUGGUCUCUGCCCAUCCCACAAUUCCCAACACUUGGAGCGCACACCUAGAGCGUUCCCGCAGCGCCAAGCACUCCACGGCCGUGGUGACGUGCCGGCGCCUCGGGGACGUCCCUGCCGUCCCUGACACCUCCAGGGCGUCCGAGCCGGCCGCGUUCCUGCACGUGGAUGUGGCGGUGGAGAACGGGACAGGGGGGCUGGCGCCGGCACGGCCCCUCACGUGGCAGGUGGAAUAUCCCGGCCAGGAUCCGGAGGCGCAGAAGGACAAACUGGUCUGGGAAAUCCAGGUGUCGGAGCGGGACAUCCGCGCUCUGGUCCCGCUGGUGCAGGAGCUGGAGAUCCUGAACACUGCGCCGCUGACCGGGGUCCCCCGCGUUAUCCCGGUGAAACUGGUGGCCGUGGAAGCGGGGGGUGGAGUGUCCGAGCUCACAGAUCCCGUAGGAUGCGAAUCCGCCGACAAGCAGGUGCUGCAGGUGUCGGAUUCCUGCGACCUGGUGUUCGUGGGGGGCAAGGAGAGCCGAGGGGCGCGGGGCGCCCGUGUGGAUUUCUGGGUGCGCCGGCUGCGGGCAGAGCUGAGCUUCACCGUCUGGGCUCCGCUGCUCCCGCUCCGCGUCCAGCUGGCAGAUCCCAUCCUGGAGCAGCUGCGGGGCUGGAGACUGCCCGAGGGGCCUGACAGUGCCACGGCGGAGUCCGAGGACCCCGCGGAGGAGCCGGAGCGGCGGGCGCGGGGCUGCCGGCCCCAGUUCCAGCGCACGGGCCUCCGUGUCCUGGCACACUUCGUGGCCCACCCCCUGGAUGGUGGCCGUCACCUGUCCUACCUGCCCGGCCCCGAGUGGCUCCUGGAUGUCACGCACCUGGUGGCUGCCCGGACCCGUGUCCAGGACCCCCGCGUGGCCUCGCUGGAAGCGGGGGCCGUUGUGGUGGGCCGGGAGCCUGGCGUCACCUCUGUCGAGGUGCGCUCCCCGCUCUCCAACUCCAUCCUGGGGGAGCAGACGCUGGUGGUCUCUGAGGAGAAGGUGACGGUGACAGAGCUCCACACCCAGGUGGUGGCCGGGCUCUCCUUAUCCCUGCGGACACAGCCAGAUCAUCCUGGCGUGGUCACCGCCACCGCCCUGGGGACACCCACGCUACGGGCCCUCAAGCAGGAAGCGACGCUGUCCAUCUGGCUGUCCUUCUCCGACCGCACGCUGGCCCCGCUGGAGCUCUACGGCUGGCACGACGUGGCCUUGACCGUGACGUCCCUCGACCGCACCGUCGCCAGCGUCGGGGGGUCCCCGGGGGGCCCCGCCGCCCGCCCCUGGGUGGUGGCUGAGGGUCCGGGCCGGGGGGCCCUGCUCCAGCUCAGCCUGCACCCCCCGGAUCCGUGCCGGCGCGGCCGGCACCGCGCGGCCGCCCUGGCCACCGGCACGGCCUGGCUCGAGGUGGGGGUCCCCUCCGCCGGGAGCCCCCGGCCCUUCCCGCGGGCCGAGGGCGCCAUGUCUGGGGAAGCGGUGACCGUGGGACGGAGGGACCCCGCAGGCGUGGGGCCAGCAGCCACCAAGCUGCAGGGGUCUUCCUCGGAGGAGGAGGAAGGCUACGGACACAACCGCGCCGGCAUGGAAGAGGAGGAGGAGGAAGAGGAGGAGGAGGAGGAGGAGAUGGUGAAGGCUCCGGAGCGGGUGACCGACCUGGAGAUCGGGAUGUACGUGCUCCUGGGAGUCUUCUGCCUGGCCAUCUUCAUCUUCCUCGUCAACUGCAUCUUCUUCGUGCUCCGGUACCAGCAGAAGGAGCUGCCCGAGCCGGGCGGGGCCCCCUCGGCCCCACAACCCCACAACUGGGUCUGGCUGGGCACCGACCAGGAGGAGCUGAGCCGGCAGCUGGAUCGGCAGCAGCCGGAUCGGCCGCAGCCGGAUCGCCGGCAGCCCGAACCCCCGGCGUCCCCGGUUCCCCCCUGUGGCUGCGGGGCUCCCCCGGGCUCCGGUGAGGACGGGGCUCCCCCUGGCUCCCCGGCCCCCGGAGCGCCACCGCCCCGCAAGGAGGGAUCGGCUCCGGGGGGCGGCCGCAGGAAGCGGGUGGAGUUUGUCACCUUCGGGCCCCCCCGCGCCCCCGAGGAGCCCCCCGCGGCCGCCCCCCACGUCCAGUCCAUCCUGGUGGCCAGCGAGGAUGACAUCCGCUGGGUGUGCGAGGACAUGGGGCUGCGGGAUCCCGAGGAGCUCCGGAGCUACAUGGAGAGGAUCCGCGGCAGCUCCUGACCCCGAGGGGGAGACAUCCCGGACCCCCCAAUUCCCGGGCACACCAGUAAGGGCCCGACCUCCUCCCCGUGCCGUGCUGGGGGGACACCGACCCCCCCCUGCCCAGCGGGACGUGCCGGGGACCACUGGUGGCCUCCCGGGACCACCCCGAGGUGCCCGCAGAGGGUGAGGAGGAGAGGGGGGGGGUCUCCCGGCCCCGUCCUUAGACGGGCUGGAUCCCGGUGGCACCGCACUGGGGAGGAAUUUGGGAAGCUCUUACUGCUUUGGGUCUCAUUGCGACAUGGUGUUCAUAGUGGUGAUGAUGAUGGUGGUGAUGAUUCCUGUGGUCUGAUCCCGGGGAGGAUCCCGUGUCCCCCCCACCUUCACCCCGGCCGCACAUCCGUUUUGUACGCAUUUUUUUAAUCGGGAACGCCCGGGAAGGGGCUGCCAGGGGCUGGUAUUUAUGGAAAAUUUUUAAUUCUGACGUUGUUACAAAAAUAAAGUAUUAAAAAAAA